Molecule: messenger RNA, 1515 nt
Organism: Amoebophrya sp. A25
Lineage: Eukaryota; Dinophyceae; Syndiniales; Amoebophryaceae
Source: the annotation of a GenBank genome assembly
UGUUCGAGGUGCCGUUGCAAACAGUCUUGAUCACUUGCCUUUGGAAAUCCAGUCUCGAAUAAAAUUUUAGGCCACAAGAUCGAAGUAAUUUGGCCAGAAGCUUGACGAUAACGGCUGCAUUACUCGCUCGCAUGAUCGUGUGGUCACCCUGGUACUACUAGUUCUUCGCUCAUUCUUAACUCUUACCAGUCUCAUCCAUUCUCGUCUAAGUACAUCCAAACACAACGAAAAAAUGAGCGCCCGUAAUGCGGAACAGUGGUCGCGGGACUGCGAAAAGUUCGCCGCUGACUUGAACGCUCUAAAAUCGUCCAAAGCACCGGAGCCACAAAAGCGACAGCGACUUGCGACGACACUGCGACAUUUGGAGAGACAACUUUAUCAGCACUCUGAGCAACCAGCAGCGUACCAACUCUCCCGUCCAGAGUUACAACGAAGAGGGGAACUAAUAUUUCACUUGCAGUCUGAACUAGAAGCAUUGCAGUCGCCGAGAAGUCGAGGAGGAGGUAGUGUUGGUGCUUUGAGGAAUGGAGGAUGUGAACAAGUCGGCGGCAGCAGUUCCUCCUCUAAUUCAACAGCAGGUCCUGGAGGUGGGACGAGUGAUUUAGGCCAAUACCUACGGAACACAACAGAGUUUCUGCUUGGAGGAGGCGCUUCCUCGUCUUCUACAGGUGGAGGGACUGGGUCACCUAGUAAGGAAUUCGAGAUGCGAGAUCCAACUCUAGCUGGUGGGAGAAGUAACAACUCCUCUCCUGGAGCUGGCGGCGGUCCACCUAGAAGAGACAUCGAAGAAGGUCCUGUAUCGCCACCGAUGCAUCAUAGAGGCCAACAACAAAUGUUCCGAGAACAAGACCAGGGAUUGGAUAUGCUGGCGGGAACGGUAAUUAGUUGGUCUAGCUCUAGCAUCUGCCUCUAAAAUUUUUCAUGAUGUUGAUGUCCUUCGUUUCAUAUUCAGGAUCAAUCAUUCAGGUAUGAUCAUUGAGACAAACGCAAGAAUGAACCAACUACAACUAGGUAUCCAACCUCAAACAUAUCGGCGGCGAGAUAUACAACGAAGUCCAGCAUCAGGAUGGGUUGCUAGAUAGCCUUGGGAACGAGAUGGACGACAGCCAGAACAAGAUAAAGUCCACAGCCCAACUUAUACGAGAAAUCGAUAAGGACGGAUCCUUGUGUUUCUGGUGGGGGCUGAUAAUUGUCCUCUUUGUCUUGAAUGUGAUUGUGGCUGUGUUUCUUUAGCACGCCGCAAAUGAAAAGAUUCAUCCCUUUUCGUGAAUGUUGUAUUCCCAAAAAGCGAGCGACCUACCCGAGUUUGCUAUCGCUAAACCCGAUAAUCAUAUAUGCACCAAGGAGGGACAGGGAGGCCCCCCCCUGUGGAUGGAGCUGUGGCGCAGCACAGUGGUGGAAGAGAACGGCAAAAAGAAAAGGGGGGGACGCGCUCCCGAUCUGUAGGGUACAUAUAUAAACAUUUAUCCCUGGAUAUGUGGAUUGAACGAACAAGAUAGAAGACAUCGCUAGAAC